AUGUUGGUUGCGGCGCUCGCGGCUUUGUUGGCCGUACAAGGGGCCGCUGCACUGCAAGCCACCACCACCACCGACAUUCCACGCUGGUGUGGAAAGCCAUACGAGAGCGGAUCCCCCAAUUCCAUUCCCAGCGGCUGGCUGGACGCCCCCGAGCCCUUGGCAACGCAAUCCUUGUAUGUGCAGGUUGAGCCGCGGUACAACAUCUAUGUAUCGUCCGAGAAGACAGGUUCGUUCAUCGUUGAUGCUGCACUGUCACAGUACCAUGGCCAGCCCUAUCACCAAGACAUUCAAGUCCCGGGUUUGGCGUCUCAGCUGUUCACAGACCUGUAUUUCACCAUCACAGUGGAAUCGACAGGCCAAGUCCUUGUAGCGAAUGCCGUCACUGUAAACACCACCGACAAUCUGUUCGACUUCGAUAUCAGUCUGCUGGAGCCGCGAUUCGAUGCCUACGACAUCAAACUGUAUGGUCUAUCCUUGGAUGGACUGCAAGUGUAUACGGCAACAACGCAAUUGUACUAUCUGCCUGACAAGUUAACGGGCAGUGUGACCAAAAUCGACAAUUUGAAUGGCGGGUUGCUCUUCAAGAACAACGCCACCAACUUUGAAUUUGUUCCAUUCUUUGCCUUUGGGUUCUACACCAACUAUGGCGGUUAUCUGGAGCUCAGUCUUGAGAAUGUCAAGGCAUACUACGACCUAGGAUAUACCGCAAUCCAUCCCAUUCCGUCGUUCUCAGCCAACCUGACCACGAUUCUAGACUACCUGGAUGAAUUGAACUUGUUGUUCCAGUAUGACAUGCGCGGAACAUAUACGAAUUUGACCUCGGUCGCUGAACAGGUGACUAUGGUCAAGGACUAUAGUAGUCUGUUGGUAUAUUAUACAGCUGACGAGCCAGAUGGAAACCAAGACCCGUUGAAUUCUACCAGUCUUGCGUAUGACACCAUCACAAAGCUUGACAAAUACCACCCAAUCGGACUGGCGCUGAACUGUCAAAAUUAUUACUUUGAGGAUUACUCCGCAGGAGCGGAUUAUCUGAUGGAAGACGCCUAUCCAAUUGGUAUCAAUGCAACCUUUUCCAAAAAAUGGGACACGCCAUGUAACGUCACUUAUGGAGACUGCGGCUGUGACAACUGCGUUGGUGAGCUGCAAGAUGUCUCUAAUCGCUUGGAUGAUUUUGCCCUUUACCAAGAAUACCUCGGACAAUGGCCCAAGCCUCGCUGGGCGGUCCCGCAAUCAUUCGACGGCGAAGAGUACUGGAGUCGGGAUCCGACUGUCAAUGAGACCUGGGUUAUGAAUCAAUUGGCCGUAAAUCAUGGCGCAAAGUCAAUCAUGCUAUGGACAUAUCCGACAACGGAUGUUCUCGCUGCUGCGAAUUCGCAGCAAUCCAAAGUUCUGGCAAAUUCGCCAGCGCUCGACUUUGUGACUGGCGCAAAACCCAAAGCAAUUCCCAUCAAGGGCAACGAUUUGCUAGAUGUGUCCUACUGGACUGUGGGUAAACAGAUCAUGGUGAGUGUUGUGAAUUUGGAUUAUGCAUCAACAUCGUCUGCCGUGACGAUUCCGUUGCCGUUUUGGGCAUCAUCUAUUGCAUCAAGUCCUUGGGGAUCUAUUGAGUGGGACCUUUCCGGCAACACUUUGACAGUACAAGGACUGGAUGCCCUUGCCACAAGUCUUGUGAUCUUGAAUGUAUAA
This is a messenger RNA of Talaromyces atroroseus, 1686 nucleotides long. RefSeq lists its product as hypothetical. The record is from RefSeq and is a predicted model, not a curated record. NCBI's taxonomy places the organism in Eukaryota, Fungi, Ascomycota, Eurotiomycetes, Eurotiales, Trichocomaceae. The coding region runs from base 1 to 1686 and encodes 561 amino acids. The transcript has 2 exons.